Messenger RNA from Camponotus floridanus (Florida carpenter ant), 1951 nucleotides. RefSeq lists its product as uncharacterized. NCBI's taxonomy places the organism in Eukaryota, Metazoa, Arthropoda, Insecta, Hymenoptera, Formicidae. Gene Ontology annotation, cellular component: dystrophin-associated glycoprotein complex; sarcolemma. The record is from RefSeq and is a predicted model, not a curated record.
UGACUUACGGAGUGAAUGUCCUAUGAGCUGCGCGCGCAUCCCUUAGGGACUUUGUGCGGCGCGGUCACGAUGCAAACCGACGAGGACAUUCAGUAUGCGCCGAGAAGCCGGCCGGUGAGCUUUUAUGACAACUAUAAGGUCGUACCAGUGAUGCCGCCUUGCGUCACUUCCGCCAUGAGCGUGGGUAAUCUGAAUCAGAUCCGUGACGGAAAUGGCACGUCCGCCGUGUCUCAGAGCAACAACAACAACAACAAUAUUAACAGCGGCAACAUUAACAACAUUAAUAAUAAUAAUAACAACAGGGUCAGUAGCGCCGUCAGCGCGGGCAAUGUAUCGAAGAUUCAUACUACCAAGGUCACCGGUGCAGUAUCAACCGGGAACAUCGGACGAAUCUCCCGCGGCGAUAAAGAAAAGGAACUUGGUCGAGCACCAUCGAUGGCCAACUGCUUGUCGACCACAGUUCCUGUCAACCUGGCAGCUUCUCAAAUAGCCGGUCGACACACACCCACAAGAAAUUCUUUGAGGCACAGCAGGAUGAUUGUGAUGCAUCGAACUGGUCAUCAUCAAGAGAAGUUUUUACCUCCUUUGGUCCAUCAUCGACGAUUAGCCCGAUGUUUGGCGGCGUUGCAGACCAUUCUUGGUGUCGCGGUGACUUUCCUGUCAUUGUGGUUACUGCUUUGGGCACCGCAUCUUCCCAUCGUGGACAAUCCUUAUUGGAGUGGCAUGCCUCUUUUGAUGUCGGGUAGUUUCGGAAUCUGUCUCUUAUGCUGUUUUAAAGAAGAAUAUCCGGGUAUAAGCCCCGGAUUUUGUCUUUCCGCCACAAAGGUUGUUAGCGUGUUUUUGGCGGUUUCGGCGACCAUUGCGUGCGUGAGCGCGUGCGUAUUCUCCGCGAUGCACUUGUCGCGUCUCAUGGGACUGGAAUGCACUCCGGCACGAGUACUAAAUGCCACGUGUGUAUGCAGGCCACGUGGUGAGCCGCCUAAUUCAUUCGAAGGUGCAGUCAGAUAUUUGGACCUUAAUUGUCCCGAGGUAGAAGGUAUUCUGACGAUACUUCUCAUCUUCUCUUGUACUUGCAAUGGGUUAGGCGUCUUGAUAGCGGGAUGCUAUAGUUACCUUCAUUGGAGCACACGAUACAAGAGACCAAAGUAUAUACAGGUCAGAACCAAUAACAUUUCCACGCACAAUACGCUCAACAAUAGACCGAUCUAUAAACCGAAGGAAGAACGAUGACGCUUGCAGAUGCUAUAAUAACCGAAAUGCUUCCAUUUUGUUGUGAUCCAUCAAUAUUUUUUUCAUGAUCAUGAGAUUGAUCAACACAAUAUUACAUAUAUGAUGAAGAUAAGCGAUUAUGAUAAAUGAUAAUUCUUAUUGCAUUAAAGCGAAGUUAAUCCAAUAAAUAAAAUGACAAAAACAAUUGCUCUGACGCACAAAGCAGAAGAAGAAACAUAUUUUACAAAGAUUUUACAAAGAUAUGAACAGAGAAAUUUUAAUUAACAAACUAGAAUUCUUUUUAUUAUUCCAUUCUGGAUAACAAAUUCGCAAUUUUGCAGAAAGAGACAUAAUAAGUACUCGGAAAAAAUCGUUCUCAUAAUCGAGAAAUCAAGAUUAAAAAAAGUAUAAAUGUAUAUAUUUAUUAUUAAUCAUUAACGAUAUAAUAAUGUGAAUUAUAAUGAUAUUAUUGAAAUACGACACAAUAAUGGAUUAUACUAUACAAUGAAAAACGGAAAAACAAUUUCGGACUCGAUAAUUAGCGCUUAUUUUUUAUUACGUGGAGGCUCAAUAUUUGUUUAAACUUUAUGUGUGUAUUUAUGUGUGCGUGCAUCUGACAGUGCGUUUGUCUUCCAACGUAAAAGAAAUUUCAAACGAACGAAGACUAAAAAAUACUACAUAUUGAUUUUUAUUCUUUUAUAUUAAGAUUAAAACUUAUAAAUAAAACAAAUACCUCAAAUAU